Molecule: messenger RNA, 4029 nt
Organism: Ostrea edulis (European flat oyster)
Lineage: Eukaryota; Metazoa; Mollusca; Bivalvia; Ostreida; Ostreidae
Exons: 2
Coding region: 426-2138 (570 amino acids)
Molecular function (GO): zinc ion binding
Source: RefSeq, a predicted model, not a curated record
AAAACCCACGUGGUGUAAAUUUAAAUAACAAUAACGUUAGUAGGGGUGCCCAAGAUAUGACGCAAAUGUCCUAAAAUAUACUUUGUUUACACAUACCGGCCGAUACUCAGAGUGUGGUGAUAUUUUAACUUUGUAACAUACCGGUCGAUAUUCAGAGUGUGGUUCUAUAUUCUAACUUUGUAUCACAUUCUGGCCGACAUUCAGAGUGUGGUUUUAAUACAGUCAUUGAGCUUAUUCACGCACAUCCAAAUCGUGAUGAGAUUGAUGUUGUAGAUAAGACGCGCUUAUGCACAUACUGUACACAGACCUUUUUUACGGGGAUUUUUAACUCGGCAAACCAAACUGCACCACUGGGAAAUGCAAGGCCGGGUUGAUGUGAAUAAACAGUACAUGUAAUUCAUAAAACCUUUAAAAAAAAAUCAGAAAUGUACCAAAGUAAAGGGACGGGGCAGCAUUACAUUGAGUGUGACACGUGCACCGACUAUAGUCAGUUUUACUGCAACUCCUGUCACCAGCGAAUGUGUAAGGAGCACAGGGACAUCCAUCUUAAGGAAAACGAAAAUAAAGAUGAAGAACAUGUGGUAGUUCUCUACCAAGACAGAACAAAAGAAUUACCUGAAGAAAAAUGCAAGAUCCACCCCCAAAAAAUCAUAGAUCUUAACUGUAGUGAUUGUGAAGUCGUUCUUUGUUCUAAAUGUUUUACCCAGAAACACAAUGGUCAUACGGUACAAGACUUAGAAAUUGUCUACAAUGAAAUUUUACAAAAAUGUCGGAAAAGGAUGAUUCAUAUCCGAGACGCCAUCAUCCCACAAGCCAUGGGAAAUCUACAGAAACAGAAAGAAAGCGUAGACGUUGUAAAGAGAGAAACUGCAGAAUUGAGAUUGUCCAUGAAGAGGCACGCUGAUGCGAUCAAGGCAGCAGUGGAUGCCAUAAUAGCAGAUAAUAAUGCCCAGGUGGAUGAAAUCGAGAAAUCCAUCGUCGAUGACAUGGAAGAAGAGAUAAAGGAAACUAAAGACUACGUUUCCCGUCUACAGGAGUUGGAGGGAAACAUGAAUGUAGGAAUGGCAUUAGCAAAACCUACUGAAUUAAUGAGCUUACACAAGGAAUUGACCAAAGCAAAGACAACACCUUCGGCUGAAACUUCACGAACAAAAUUACCGGUCUUUAUGAAAGGCAAAUUCAGUAGAAAAGACCUGGAGAUACAGUUUGGAGAACUCCGUCUAGAAAAUGAGGUUACAGUAGAAAAGCAACCUAUACAAGAUUGCAGUUUCACUAAACCGACGACAAUACCGGUUAAUUUACAUCUUGCAAGUUCAGUAACAAAGGCCGAGGUCACUGCUCCAUCCAUUCUGAAAAAUGUUUAUCAUCUAUCUUUUUCAACAUCAGGACAUUUCCUGGCCAGUGAUAACAAGGGAAAUCUCAUUGAGUUUGACAGAGAGGGAAAUCAGCUGCAGAAGAUAUCUACCAGCAGAAAUACCACAGGAUACCACACAGGGACUGCGGAGGGAGAAUGGCUAUACACAGAUUACAACAAAAAAGCACUGUACAGAGUAGAUAGGGACAAGGCCAUCACAAAGCUUAUUGCAACAGGAGACUGGGUACCAGAGUCCAUCUAUUCCUCUCACAGUAAUGGGGACAUUCUGGUGGCGAUGAAUAGAAAUAAAGAAUGGAAGGUGACCAGAUAUAGCAAGGGUGGAGAGGAACUCCAGGACAUUCAGUUCGGUGGCAGAGCACAAGCUCUAUACCAUAGCAUAAACUUUAUCACUGAGAAUAUCAACGGCGACAUUUGUGCCUCAGAUUUCAUUACCCAUAAGGUAGUGGUAGUGACCAGAUCUGGGCAAUAUCGAUUCUUUUACUCUGGUCAUCGGUCACAAAAUGAAUUUUGGCCCUUCGGAAUCUGCACCGACGUCCUUGGAAAUAUCUUGGUGUGCAAUGGCCGUUUAGAAGACUUCUAUAAUUGCUCCAGUGUCCACCUGCUGGAUCAGGAUGGUCAGUUUCUGUCUCUUCUCCUCACACCGAAACAUUGUCCACCGCGUCCCCGUGCAAUCUGUGUGGAUGAUCAACACAACCUCUGGAUAGGUUGUCAGAACAGUUCUACAAUCUGUGUGUACACAUAUCUUCACAAUAAAGACAGGUAAAAAUAGAACAGUACUACAAUCUGUGUGUACACAUAUCUUCACAAUAAAGACAGGUAAAAAUAGAACAGUACUACAAUCUGUGUGUACACAUAUCUUCACAAUAAAGACAGGUGAAAAUAGAACAGUAUUACAAUCUGUGUGUACACAUAUCGUCACAAUAAAGACAGGUAAAAAUAGAACAGUACUACAAUCUGUGUGUACACAUAUCUUCACAAUAAAGACAGGUAAAAAUAGAACAGUACUACAAUCUGUGUGUACACAUAUCUUCACAAUAAAGACAGGUAAAAAUAGAACAGUACUACAAUCUGUGUGUACACAUAUCUUCACAAUAAAGACAGGUGAAAAUAGAACAGUUCUACAAUCUGUGUGUACACAUAUCUUCACAAUAAAGACAGGUAAAAAUAGAACAGUUCUACAAUCUGUGUGUACACAUAUCUUCACAAUAAAGACAGGUAAAAAUAGAACAGUUCUACAAUCUGUGUGUACACAUAUCGUCACAAUAAAGACAGGUAAAAAUAGAACAGUACUACAAUCUGUGUGUACACAUAUCUUCACAAUAAAGACAGGUAAAAAUAGAACAGUUCUACAAUCUGUGUGUACACAUAUCUUCACAAUAAAGACAGGUAAAAAUAGAACAGUUCUACAAUCUGUGUGUACACAUAUCUUCACAAUAAAGACAGGUAAAAAUAGAACAGUUCUACAAUCUGUGUGUACACAUAUCGUCACAAUAAAGACAGGUAAAAAUAGAACAGUACUACAAUCUGUGUGUACACAUAUCUUCACAAUAAAGACAGGUAAAAAUAGAACAGUAGUACAAUCUGUGUGUACACAUAUCUUCACAAUAAAGACAGGUAAAAAUAGAAUCUACCAUGGAAGAUGUAACGUGAAUUCAACUCAAGGUUCCUCAAGGUCAUUAACAAUUUAUAUACAAACAUAUACCUUUUAAAGAAACUCGAAUUCAGUUUAAAAAGUGAAAUGAAUGACGAAAGAUGUGCAUAAUGGCAAGUACCUACGAGAAAAAGCAUUACGGUUCAAAUCGGAGGAUGACAGGGCUAUCUACAAAGCGAGCAGAAAUUAUGUCACACUACAUGCAGAUCAGCGAAGCGAAACGGAGCUUUGUGGAAGAGGCAAUCGAUUAAUGUACCGUUCGGCCAAAGGACGGGGUCCCGACUGAAGCAAUGUUUAUCAUCAAAAUAUAAUUCGACAGCAUGUGCACAUCUACAAACUGACAACGAUACCGGGUUGUCUGUAAAACUCAGGGUAGUCCCACUGUACAAAGCAGGUGGUGAGCAUUUGGUAAUUACUUAUAGACCAGUUUCUAUUUUACCAGUUGUCAGUAAGAUUACCGAACGAUAUGUUUUUAAUUCUUUUAAUGAAUAUUUAUCCACAAACAAGUUAUUACGGAUUGUUGAUCAGGAUAUUUAGGACAAGUCAUUCAUGUGAGAUAACGUUGAAUGGUCUUACUGAUAAAUGCUUUAAAAUAUGGACGAUGGAAAUCUUACAAGGGUUCUGUUUAGAGAUUUGUGUAAAACCUUUGAUAUUGUCAGUCAUGAAGUUCUUUUGCACAAACUUAUGUCUUUUGGAAUUUGCCACAACAAUUUUAAAUGGUUUCAUUCAUAGCAAUGUGUCAGCUGGAAAGGUGUAUCAGCUACAGAAAAAGUAUGUCUUUAGGUGUUCCUCAGGGGUCAAUUUUAGGACUAUUUUUUUUUUUUAUAUUUUGUACACAAUUAUCCAAAAUAUGUAAAUAUUCUUCAGUUACAAUGUAUGCAGACGACACUUUACAUGACAUUAGUGAUAAAUCUAAAUUGAUGUAAUUGAAUCAAAACUGCAAGAGGAUUUUAAGGUAAGUGUAGAGGGGAUGCUUAAAGAUAAACUUAACAUCAAUAUCAAA